This is a messenger RNA of Rotaria socialis, 1011 nucleotides long. The record is from the annotation of a GenBank genome assembly. NCBI's taxonomy places the organism in Eukaryota, Metazoa, Rotifera, Eurotatoria, Philodinida, Philodinidae.
AUGACGGCUGGGGAAAUGGCAUCGUUGUUUAGUUCCGAUCGUUUGCUUGGUCUCGAAGAGAUUGAGUCAGGAUUCGAUGUGACGAAUAUGGCUUCGCGAGCUCAAUCGGAAUCUCGAUUUCGAAUAUUUGAUUUGAGCGAGACUGGUUCAAAUAAAUUCAAAGUUUCUGUGCAAGGACGAGAACGUAUUUUCAAUACUCCACUUAGUGUACAGGUUAACGGUAUCAAUAGACGCCGUGAUAUGAAUUGUGAAGAUUUGUCGAGUGACUAUACACACUUCUAUUCAAAUUAUUUCCGAUCGACAAGAAGCACCUCGACGUGGUCUGCUUUCAUAGUUGGCGGAAGUACUAGCCGUCAUGAUACCUUACGAAAAAUAGAGGAGGCCAUUAAUAAACAGUCCAAAACGGUUGCUACAUCAACUUCUUGGUUGGGCCUUUAUUCUAUUCAACUGGGACCAUCUUUCCUUCUCAAAUUUGAUCCUUUGUUCAAUGCAAGCAUGUCUGCUAUUAUCAACCAACAGCAUGCCGCCCGAACUGAAUCAGAACAAGCCCUUUACAAUAUGAUCUUAGAAACAUUUGGCACUCAUUAUGUGACAUAUGUGAUCAUUGGUGCCACCGCACACAUCUUCACUUUAAUAAACGAUGCUUACGCUAAGUCAUCGUCAUUUCAAGAAACUACGUCAGAAGUCAUCAGUAGGAGCCAUUUUUUUUUUAGCUCUUCAUAUUCAGUGGACUAUUCGCACCAAAUUCAGACGAGCGUUAGCGAAUCAUUUCGAAAAAACUCUCAAUUUUUUGUUGAAUAUAAACCACCUGCAGUAUUGGUGCCUGGUAAAACCGAAUGGCAAUCUUGGAUAGGCAGUGCUGUUUUAGCUCCAGUUGUUGUUAAUCGUACACUUGCACCUUUGUCUAAUCUAUUCUUUGAAUAUCCAGACAUUCAAGCUCAUUUAGAACGUACAGCAAACCACUACUUGAACCAUGGAAAAUAUCCAAUGAUUGCUGAACUCAAUGGAUAG